This is a messenger RNA of Fusarium coffeatum, 1758 nucleotides long. RefSeq lists its product as uncharacterized. NCBI's taxonomy places the organism in Eukaryota, Fungi, Ascomycota, Sordariomycetes, Hypocreales, Nectriaceae. The transcript has a single exon. Bases 1 to 1758 code for a protein of 585 amino acids. The record is from RefSeq and is a predicted model, not a curated record.
AUGGAACCUGUUGGCCUGGCUUUAGGGGCCAUAGUCCUCAUCAAGCCCAUGUGCAAGACCAUACAUGACACUUGGCAGGGCUUUCGACUUUAUGGCCCCGAGUCCGAGAAGCUCAAUCUACGCUUCUCCGUGCAAGCAUCGCGCAUCGACUCUUUCGAGAAGAUCUUGUUUGAGCCUGCCAAGUUGAACCCAAUCGUGCCGGGCCGGGUCAUCGACAGCUUGCCAAACCAUGUUUGUCAGGGCCUCGCUGGCCUACUUUGCGAGCUCUACAGCCUGAUGCAGGAAUACGUGUCGCGCGACAGUCGAUACGCACAGAAUCAGAGGCCUCCCGACGACCUCGCUACCGUUCUGAAAGACAUCAGUGGCACGACGACCUCGCAGCAGGAUGUCGCGGUGCUCCUGGCCUUGAGCAGGAAGGGCGCUGCAGAUAAGCAAAAGGCAGCAGACUGGAUGAGCAAGAUAACCUGGGCGCUCCGAGACAAGAGGGCCAUGGAGAAACUUGUGGUCGAGUUUGAACACUACACGGAGCGUCUGGGUUCCCUGGUCGAACUUGCAUUCUGGCCCUUGCCGCUGGCCCGGUCUCUGUCUGCCAUCACGCCUUUGGAGAGCGACUCAGACGCAGCCAACACGGGCUUAUCUCGUGGCAUCAGCAUCAGGAAACUCGUCCUUGAGCCAUCGCUAUCCCAGCCGGGCAAGUGCCAGGCGCUGCUGGAGAUGCCCCGAACCAGCUUCCGGGAGUGUGGAGACAGCGGUGUCAUGCAAUUUGGCCAGCUCAAAGGGACACCGGACUCGUGGCACAUGGUUGAAUACAGAACGUAUGGAGACGGGUCUGCCGCGGACACGCAGGACAAGAUCAUCCAGCUCGCAGCUCUACUGCAUCGUGGGCCCGAUUCAGAUCCUCAGCUCAAACUUUGCCAGUGCGUCGGCUACUUUCACGAUUCUACCAAUGCUCGCCUAGGGCUAGUGAGCCGGCUUCCUCUCUCUACCGCCGCAACACCUGGCAGUAUUCCGUCCCUUGCAUCCUUACUUUCCAUCAAGUCUCUCCGUCCUCGACUUCAGAGUCGUGUUCGUCUGGCUCUCGCGCUCGUUCAGACAGUGCACCGCCUACAUCUGUAUGGGUGGCUUCACAAGUCGCUGCGGAGCGACAACAUCAUCUUUCCCCUGGGUCACGACUCCAGCGGCGGCUCAGCGGAUAGCUCUGCUGUCCUGGAAGACCCACGGGUUCGAGGUUUUGAGUACUCACGCCGAGAGUCCGACUUCUCCAGCGUUCAACGUCAGGACGACCAUAUCCAGAAUCUUUAUCGGCACCCAGCCCGGUGGGGCCUGCCGACCGAGAGAUUCAGCAGGAUACAUGAUCUCUACGGUAAGUUGAUUCGUAUUUUCUCCAUGACAACCCUAUCGCAAUCACGUCCGCCACGUCCAAGACUGAAGUCCCUCAUCUGUCCCAUCACUGACGUCUCCGAUUACCUAGCUCUGGGUGUCAUCCUCUUUGAGAUUGGAACAUGGGAACGAGUGCAAGAUAUAGACAGAAAUGCUCUGAUAGAACCCGAGGUGGCGAAUAAGCCCGAAUUUGUUCGUCAACGCCUGCUCAAGCAUGCAAAUAGGAGGUUGGAAUUCCACAUGGGCAAGAGGUAUGCUGAUUUCGUUGUCUUCUGUUUGUCAGCGGAAAAGAUAGACAGCUACGAGAAGGAGCAGAGAAUGAUGGAGAAAGUCUCUGGAGAAACUGAAUAUCUGUCAACGCUGUCAAAUGCCAUAUAA